Molecule: messenger RNA, 1078 nt
Organism: Arabidopsis lyrata subsp. lyrata
Lineage: Eukaryota; Viridiplantae; Streptophyta; Magnoliopsida; Brassicales; Brassicaceae
Product: protein ODORANT1
Exons: 2
Coding region: 180-917 (245 amino acids)
Source: RefSeq, a predicted model, not a curated record
CCAUACGUGUGUAUAUAUAGUUAGUUAGUUGAGAUAAACUUGGUUACCACUUUUGUGUUGUUUUUUUUCUUUCUUUUUUCCAUUUUCCAUUUCUCGACCCCUUGAGUCUAGCUAAUUACUUUCACGAUUUUCAAAUAAAGUUUAAUUUGAUGGAACUUUUUUAAAACCAUAUAUAAAUUAUGGGUGGUCGUAAACCAUGUUGUGAUGAGGUUGGAUUAAGAAAGGGACCGUGGACAGUGGAAGAAGAUGGGAAACUAGUUGAUUUCUUAAGGACACGUGGCAACUGCGGUGGCGGCGGAGGAGGAUGGUGCUGGAGAGACGUGCCAAAACUGGCGGGGCUAAGGCGGUGUGGCAAAAGUUGCCGUCUCCGGUGGACUAAUUAUCUCCGGCCAGAUCUCAAGAGAGGUCUUUUUAGUGAAGAGGAAAUUCAACUAGUCAUUGAUCUUCAUGCUCGCCUUGGCAAUAGAUGGUCGAAGAUUGCAGUGGAGUUACCAGGAAGAACAGACAACGAUAUCAAAAAUUAUUGGAACACUCAUAUAAAGAGGAAGCUUAUAAGAAUGGGUAUUGAUCCAAACACACAUCGUCGGUUUGACCAACUAAAAGUCAACGAAGAUAAAAAGGUAUUGGUCAACGAUCUAAAGCCUCUGCCUGAGCCAGAGGUACCGGUAGUCUUGAAGAAUGACACGUCGGCGGUGUUAUCAGGAAAUCUAAACCAGUUAGCUGACGUAGACGGUGAUGAUCAGCCGUGGAGCUUUUUAAUGGAAAAUGACGGAGAGGGAGGUGGUGGCGCCGCCGGAGAGCUUAUGAUGCUAUUGUCCGGCGACAUUACGUCAUCAUGUUCUUCUUCGUCAUCUUUGUGGUUGAAGUAUGGAGAUUUGGGAUACGAAGAUUUAGAACUUGGAUGUUUCGAUGAUUAGAGAUUCAAGUAUGCUUAGUUAGUCCGUAGAUAAUCAUACGGUUCAUUGACUUCAUUCUAUAACCAUAGAUUCAUGUAGUUGGACCAAUAUAACGAAUAAAACAUAGUAAUUUCCAAGUUUCUCUAAUCAAUAAUAAAACGUGCUUUGCACUUUUAGUGUCC